AUGUUGCGGGCAAAAUAGUCACACACUGGGGCUGUCUAGUAAACAGUAUCAGUGACCUGCGGUGAUCACUAUACAGAGUAAUUUUAUAUACAUUUUCUAUUGGAAAAAUGUCAAAUCACCACUUAUUUCUUCCGUAUGGAUAUGUUCGUCCACCUUUUGGCUUAGGUAUUGGUCGCUAUGUAUGUCAGCUCCAAAGAGUUACAUUAAAAUUUUGUAAACGAAUGGGUGAUAGUGGUGGAAUAAGGAAGUUUCUUGAAAAUGAUUUAAUCAAUUUUGCAAGAGAAAAUCCUGGAGUUGUAGUAUACGUUAAACCAAGAAGACACAGAAGUGCAGUUAUAAAAGCAGAAUAUUUGAAUGGAGAGACACAGUGGAUGAGUGUUGCCAAUUAUAGUCGUGAAGACGUUUAUCAAUUGAUGCAUUUAAUGAAAACACAAUAUCAUGAUGGAUCUUCUGUUAGAUUACUCAAAUUAUGGCGUACAAAUUUCCCUUCGAUUCAAGGACCUUGGACACCUUUUACUUUUAAGGAACCAGCAUUAAAUUUGGCAGAAUAUCCUGAUGAAAAGCUUGGAAAAUAUAAAUUACAAGAGCCCACAGCAACAGAAGAAUUGAUUAGAUUAUUUAAGGAACAACAAGAAAUGGAGAAACUGCAAGAAGAAGAAGAAAAGAUUAAAAAAGGACUGGCUAAAUAAUAUGUUCAACUAAUUUUAAUAUUGUACUAUAUAAAUUAACAAUGUAAAUAAAUUCAUAGAAGUAUA
Messenger RNA from Megalopta genalis, 755 nucleotides. RefSeq names its product mitochondrial ribosomal protein L43 (gene mRpL43). Gene Ontology annotation, biological process: mitochondrial translation. Gene Ontology annotation, molecular function: structural constituent of ribosome. Gene Ontology annotation, cellular component: mitochondrial large ribosomal subunit. NCBI's taxonomy places the organism in Eukaryota, Metazoa, Arthropoda, Insecta, Hymenoptera, Halictidae. The record is from RefSeq and is a predicted model, not a curated record.